CAAGACCAAUCAGCAUCAAGGAGGGAAAAGGCUGAGAGUAUAAAUGUACACUGGGACACACUUUGUCUCAGGCAUUCCUCAACCUCUCCCAGACAUCCAAGAAUAAUACAGAAGAACCUUCGCUCUCAUCACCAUGAAGGGAACGUGGGCUGUUGUCCUUUGUUCAGUGCUCCUGCUUGCGGCUGAAAUUCAAGGUCAGCUGGCCUAUGGACAUGGACGUUGCAGCUGCACAGAGAAAGGUUCUGAUUCCGUUCAGCGAAAAGCCUUAGGAAAAAUAGAAGUGUUUCCCAAGAGCUCUUCCUGUGACCAUGUUGAGAUCAUUGCUACAAUGAAGCCCACUGGAGAGCAAAGAUGCUUGAACCCUAAUUCCAAAUGGGUACAGAAGAUGAUGACAACCCUCAUCAGGAAAAGGUCUUCACAAAGCACUCACCGGUAAAGGAGAAGAGCUAAAGAUCACUUCAACAGAGGUGAGAUUUUAGGAUUUCAGCGCUUCAGGCUCCCUCUCCAGUGAGCAAUGAACUUGAGUCUGCUUCCUCCACCUGGCUCUUCGACUUUUAAAAUACAAAUGCUGCAGCGAGGCAAGUUGUUCUCAACAUACAGUCGUUGCAUCCAUUAAGGUAACAUCUGGGCAGUGACAUCAUCUCAACAUUGUGAUGAAACAUCAGCAUGUCAUGGCAGGACGUGCAGUGAGGCAUAUGUAACCUCAGUAAUCCUACUGGCAAACCAGUGACAGUAAAGGCCCAAAAAGAAAAGGAGUACUUGUGGUAUGAAGUGAGCUGUAGCUCACGAAAGCUUAUGCUCAAAUAAAUUUGUUAGUCUCUAAGGUGCCACAAGUAAUCAUUUUCUUUUUGCGGAUACAGACUAACACGGCUGUUACUCUGAAACCAGUAAAGGUCUAGUUUGUCUGUGGCGUCUCCUGGUGGCGAUAAGUGGUAAUAGAUUGCUUCUGCUUAUCUAAUUAGCAAAGGUUUCUUUGAGCCACAUGGUUGGGUUAUUAUAUUAUUAUAAUAACUCAGAGAUACAAAUAUUCUCAGAUAACACAUACUGAGAAUUCAAGUUUAUUUUUUCUAGCAGAUUUGAAAUUAAUUCUUAGAUAUACAUGUUCCAUGUUAAUUUAUAUAACACAUGAUUGUUGUUCUAGGAUAUGUGUAACAUUUGUGUGUAGGCUUUAUAAAUAAAAUUGAAGAAGGCUUAUAAUCUAAAACCUAUCACACUGUGUGUUUAACUGAUGUAUAAACAUUUAUUACAUAGAUUAAAUGGAUCCGAUCUUGAUGAAAUGUAAUAUAACAAAUGAAUGUAAUAUAGUAGUGACAAACAUUCCUUGUGUUAGACUUCUCCUUUUAAAGAUAAACCAAUUAAAGUGAAUAAAAGACACUGAAAGUUGUAA
Messenger RNA from Chelonia mydas (Green sea turtle), 1387 nucleotides. RefSeq names its product C-X-C motif chemokine 10-like. Bases 134 to 436 code for a protein of 100 amino acids. The transcript is spliced from 4 exons. Gene Ontology annotation, molecular function: chemokine activity; CXCR chemokine receptor binding. The record is from RefSeq and is a predicted model, not a curated record. Gene Ontology annotation, cellular component: extracellular region. Gene Ontology annotation, biological process: cellular response to lipopolysaccharide; inflammatory response; chemokine-mediated signaling pathway. NCBI's taxonomy places the organism in Eukaryota, Metazoa, Chordata, Testudines, Cheloniidae.